Dreissena polymorpha is the source of this 969-nucleotide messenger RNA. RefSeq lists its product as uncharacterized. Bases 1 to 849 code for a protein of 282 amino acids. NCBI's taxonomy places the organism in Eukaryota, Metazoa, Mollusca, Bivalvia, Myida, Dreissenidae. The record is from RefSeq and is a predicted model, not a curated record. The transcript is spliced from 6 exons. Gene Ontology annotation, molecular function: calcium ion binding.
AUGACUUUUCCUGAUCAAAGGAAAAGGACGAGAGGGCGGCCUAGAAAUAUUUGGCACCGGGACCUGGUUGCAGAUGCUAAGCAGAUGGGCAAAACAUGGGGGCAGCUUGAGGGACUCGCACUGAGUCGAGACGCCUGGAGGAAGCUGGAACGGCGUUUGGAUGUUCUUUUAACGAUUGGCAACCAUUCGAGACGUUCUGGGUCCCGCAACCUCCGCACGUGCCACAGAAAGCUGCACAAAGAUAAUGAUCGGAAGAGUUCUCAUAAUGAAGCUGACCCGCUUAAACACACGAGGUGUGAUUCUGAUUCAAAUACAAAUUUGUUUAAUCGAACCAACUGUUCAUAUCAACUGCAGGCAUCGUAUCAACUCACCAUUUUGGCAACUCUGGCGGCUCUGUUCGCCAUAUGCGCUGCACAGGGUACCUCGGUCGAUCUGAAACUCAGUGGCACAGGAGGUGGCGGCGCCCGCCUUGACGGCGGGAUCAACCACGAUCUGGGACGCGGCUGGAGCAUCGGAGCCAGUGGGUACAUCACGAGUGGGGGCGCAUACGGGGGCUCCGUCGGGGUCAAAUUACGGUUCAGACGUGAAGCUGCACAUAAUUCACAGAAGGGGAAAUAUUUCGACCUUCAUGUCCAAGUAGAUCAGUGCAAUUUUAACCUAUAUGACGCUAACAGAGAUGACGUCAUAACAAAGGACGAACUGAUCAGCGUGUAUGGCGAAACAACGCUGAGUGAAGAGCUGUUUGAAACACUCGACGUUUUGACUGGUGACGGGCACAUAGAGAGGGCAGAGUUUGACUACAUGGUACCUAUUGUCGUUGAAAGAUGCGAUCGACACCAGAAGCAGUGACUGCAUCGAUGAAAUACCAGUUAUAAACAUUUUACCUCAUUUUAACAAGAUAUUCCAAUCAUGUGAUCUUUUUGAAAUAUUGUGUCAGCCUUAUGGUGCUUACUCUUUAUAUAGCUUUCU